This is a messenger RNA of Schistosoma margrebowiei, 4500 nucleotides long. The record is from the annotation of a GenBank genome assembly. Lineage: Eukaryota; Metazoa; Platyhelminthes; Trematoda; Strigeidida; Schistosomatidae.
GUGAAUGAUUUGUAGUCACGGUGGUAAUAGUCUCAUAUUUGAGAGGUUUUCAUGUUCAGAGUCUGCACCUGAUACACUUAAAAGUCUUAACUGCAUUUUUUGUCUGAUAUCUGUUAUUUUCGACCAGUCCAUGGAGCAUAAUGUCCGUCAGCAAUAUGCAAACAAGUUUUUAAACUUUAUUGAGGUCUCCAAUCUUCGCUGUGAAACUACAAUCUGCAGUGAAAAGUUGCUCGACAAGUCUAUAAAUUCCAUUUUAAGGACUACUUCUACAGAACUUCUUGAGAAAGAUGAAUGCACUUUUACAGCUAGUCCUAAACUAAAGCUGAAGUAUUUGAGUUGCACAUACUAUCAAGUUAUUUCAAAUAUUGACAAAAGUCAGGACUACAUUUAUAACCUUAAGCUGUUUUGCAGUUUAUUGGACAAUCUAGCGGCUGCAAAUCCCGUGCUUCCAGACGUAAUCAAAAAUUAUAUUUUCGUAUUAAUUACUACCAUAUCUUAUUACCUGGAUUCAUCUUCAAUCUGUUACUUAAAUUGUCUUCUUAAACAUCUUCCAAGAAAGUGUUUUGAUUCAGUAAAAAUCAGUUUCCAGAAAGUUGCAGAGUUAAUCCUAAGAAAUAAGAGCAAGGACGUUGUGGAAACCGGGCUAGAUUGUUUGUUCAGAUUGUCUCUCUGCAAUCGAAGCUUUGUUGAUAUUUGCAAAUAUAAAGAGCUCCCGGUGGUUUUACGUGCUCUUUUAAAUUCUAACGAUGAUCAAAUUAAAGAAAUUACAUUUACAUUCAUUGAACUCCUGGUGAAUAAGUUUAAUGAUGAUGCAAUUAAAUUGGUUUGUACGUCUGGUGUUAUUGAACUCCUGUUUGAUAAUAUUUCUUUUAAAAACCCGUGUUUCAGAAACGUUUUAAAAUGCUUACAAAGAAUAGGUACAGAAGUAGAGCUGAUGUCUUCAAGUUUUGUACCACAUGGAAUUGGCCAAAUUGUAAAGGCCAUGGAUUCAAACCGUGACUACGAAAAUGAACUUUUGCCAAGGCUUGUGGAGAUUACAAAUGGUUUCAUAAUGUACUAUAAUGGCCCACUAGACCUUUUUAUAUGCCCAUCAAUUUUAGGAAAAUUUCUGGUGGCCAUUUCAGAUAUUAUGGAGGACUGCACAGUACAUUUGGGAAUAUUAGGAAUAACCUGUGUCGCUAAUAUCUUCAAGUAUGAAAGAGGGACAGCAGCUAUGCCGAUUAAGGAACUCGAAAAAUUUCUAAAUUUUGUCGAACAUUUUGCAAGAAAACAAAUUUAUAAUUUUAAACACCUUAAACAACCGAAUACCGAAUGUGUAAUCUCAAAUUCAGACAUGAAAAUAGAAGAAAAGUCCUUGUGUAUUUUAUUAUCAACUUUGCUGAGUUUGUUACGGGAAAUGCACACCUUCUUGUAUACGAAUAAAAGGAUCCCAAUAAAAGUUCCUGAAAUCAUUAUGGAAAUCGAAUAUUCUCUCACGUAUAUAUUUUUUUCUGUGGUGAUGAAUUUAGUUUCUCAAUUAUUGUCCAAAAAUGUUAUUGUGGAGGAUUUGUUAUCCGUGCUAAAGAUAACGACAAUGUAUGCUUAUGGUAUAUGCUCAGACAUUUCAGUGAAGGAGAUUACCAAUAUUUGUGGCAGGGUAUUUGAGCAGUUUCAGACCUUCAAAAACUGUAUUUCAAACUCUCUGAAAGACAAAAUUUGCAAAAGUUUCACUUUGCUUCUUCCACUGUUUUACAAGAUUUGCUUUUUGAUUAGUAAUGAGAACAUCAAAACAGCUUUAUGUUCAUCUGGCUGCCAUACAUUUAACGAUAAAAAGCGGGAUGUCAGUCUCAGUUUUUGCUCCACAUUUUUCUCGAGAGAAAUUUUGCUAGCUGUGAUGACAAUCAACUCCAGUAUAUUUAACAAUCUUAGUAUUCCGUAUCUAUCAGGGGGCAAACAUUUAGCUGACGUUCUAAAGAAAGAUGAAUUUAAAACUUGGAUUUCCACUUUAAUUCGUGGAUUUAAAUAUUUUAAGAGUGUAAAUUUUGAGUGUCUUGAAAAAUACAUGGAGUUAAGUAUACAAGGACAAGAAUUUAUUGAUAUUUCUGCCUCAGCAAUAUCCAUUAUAUGCGUUUUAAUCAAUCGUAAUAUCAAACAUAUUAAAACAUUGCAGUUCCCUGUGGUUGAAGGUGAAAAUCAUGAGGCAUUUAGGAAUUAUGUUAUUUUCUCAAGCAAAACUUUAAAGCGGAUAAUUCAGUUUCCCACUAAGGCAGGAGUCAACUUCUUUUUUCUGAUUUCGGUUUUAAUCACCGUAGAAUUUCUCAUCACAUAUAUGUGUUUGCCGAAAUUCUGGGAUUUUUUUGAUAAUUCCGUGAUCAUUGAUGAGUAUAAUAAAGGUUUAGAUAUUUUAUCUUUAGCACUAUUUGAUCGUCUACAGCCCGUACAUACUCUGGUUCUAUUGCGCACUCCACGAUUUUCUACUUACUUAGAAAAUUGCAGUCCCUGUUGGAUCAAAAUGGCCCAAAAAAUUAUACUACAGUGCCACAGUGAUGAACUAUUGAUUGAGGAACAAGCAUUUUCUCUACUUCCCACAACUUACAUCUUAUUAUCCAAUACUUGGACAGUAUGGUACAAUAGUUUGAUGAAAUUCGACAAUGCGGAUGUCCUUCAGCGUUUAGUUCUAACUUUCGAAAUACAAACACUUAGCUUAAAGGAAAAGGAUGGAUCGGUAGAAACUAGUUAUUCUUCUGUUCAGAGAAAACAGUUAGCACUUUAUAUUUGUGAUUGUCUCUCAGUACUGCCAAAUAACCUUCCGGGAUCGUUUCUAGACGUCUUCACUUCUCACUAUGAGCUGAAAUAUGCGUAUGUGAAAAUGUUAAAAAUAACCUUCUUGUUUCUACACGAAGUGUUCCUUCAUUCUCAGUUUGUUGUCAUGGUGGCACAACAAAUUAUUAGACUUUUAGCGAAUGAACGAUUCGAUCCUAAUUCUUCACUUCGAAAUGAUCUUCUCGAGAUCAUAUUACACAUUUUGAUGAAUUCUGAUAGUAAUACACAAGUACAAAGUUAGUUGACUAUAAAUUCUUUUUUUUCGCUAAAUACGGGAUUUUUGUCGAAUUUACUCUUGGUUUAGUUAAACCGUAUGAAAUAUGCGGAGCAGUAUUGAAUAAGACCUCAACCAACAUACUGUUUCUCGAGCUACUGAACGCUCAUACUAAAAAUAUAACAGCUUAAUAAAAGUGAUAGUUGAAGGUUGAAUUUUACUUCCCGUGCAUAACAUCAUAAGUAGUUUUAGUUAAGUUUUCUUGUUCGAGAUGGUUGGUUCAGUCAGGGAUCGAAACACUCCCAAAAUCAUCGACUGAGCUACCAAUCAUCAUCAUCUCGAAAUUAAACCGAGUACUAACCCCUUAAUCCUAAACUCUUAAAUCAUAAUUUCUUACGCUAACUUCAAAACCCUGAUUUUUAACCAUCUAACCUAAAAUUUAAUUGUAUUUUAAGCUAUAAUUCAUGCCAUCUUUUAAAUUUUUUAUUAGGAUUUACAUUAGAUAAAAUAUACGCUUUGACCAAUACUGUCUCAAGUCUCAUCACACUCACACCUGUUCAAAACGAACCAGUGUCUUUAGCAAGCUAACCAAUAAUACUUAUACGUCUACGUCUAAUGCAUCAAAAAGUAAUAUUUGAAUCAUAACCUACUGAACUAAUAAGAACGUUUAUGUUCUCCUAACAGCUAAAUGGACUCCACACAUGGCUGUGUAUUUUAUUCAUCGCUUGUCGAUAAAGAACUUCAUUACCUCAUCGGUUAUAAUUGAGAUAAGCAAAAUAUUUAUUACGGCUUACAGAGUCAGUACUAGGAACGAUCCUUUUGGAUAAAAUUGACAGUAUUAGUUUGACUUUAAGUACACAAUGUGAACUAAAAAUUCGGACCUUCAUCUUAUAGCGUUAGUAUUUGAUAAUUUUUUAGGUUCGCAUGAAGAUUUCAUCGUAAAGUGAUAUCGUCAAUAAUAAUCCUGUAGACAGUUCUCCUGAACUUUCAGCAGAAAGCAGUAACCGAUAAUGUAAGGGAUCUACUGGCACAUGAAUGGCAUAGAAUGUUGGUUCCACUGUAUCUUGGAUUAACUCAUGUUUGUGUGUGCGAACCAAUAGAUUCCAAUUUACUGGCCUAAUAGUCUUGGGUUUCAGUGACAACUGAAUCCAAUAGUUGUCGGCUGGUGGAAUGGUCUGAAACAUGAAAAAAGCUGUCUACUGAUACUUGAUUCUUACAGUUAUUGAGACCUUAUCAAGCCCUGGUAAAAACUAUCUUCUCUAGAAAGGAACGGAAUAUUCUUUUUAAAUGGUAACUCGUAUAAUACGGAUGAUUUGAAAAUUCUCUAACUACAAAAGUGAAAUUUUAUAGAACCUGCACGAUUCAUCCUACCUUGAUCAUCUCUGAUUUUUGUCAAAUUAAGAAUUUUGUUUAUCCAUCUAGUUGUAAAACUGCUAUGUUCAGAAAUCCAAACCUGGGAAAGUUGUAUUUUCCGCUUUUCGAAG